Molecule: messenger RNA, 9121 nt
Organism: Mytilus trossulus (common blue mussel)
Lineage: Eukaryota; Metazoa; Mollusca; Bivalvia; Mytilida; Mytilidae
Exons: 11
Coding region: 339-6011 (1890 amino acids)
Source: RefSeq, a predicted model, not a curated record
UAAUUAAUGCAAUAACACGUAUGUAUAUAUAUUCCCUGUAUGAUAAAAACACCACGGAAGUAAAUUUUAGUUUGUACAUUAUAGAAUGACGUGUCUGAUAAAUACUUGUGUGUAGAUAAAUAAUGGAUUAGAUUACAGAUAAAAAAUUAAGAGGAAAUCAACAGACUGAACAGAAAGAAAACCAAAGUAUCUAUUAGAAAGAGCAUACAUCUAACGUUAUGUGGGGAAGAAAACAAGUGAAAAAUAUGCUGUAGAUCACUACAGAUGAUGACAUAUAAAGAUUUGAUGAACACAAUUAUUCAACCUUAAACACAUUGUUAUUAUUUGAAAACUUGAGAAUGAAUAAAGUGAAGCCAGAAAAGAAAGGGCCAGGAAAAAUAAAAAAUCUCCCCGGCCGACCUAGGAGUAAGUUAAAGAAAACAAAAGAACUAAAUCGUUUUAAUUUGGACAUAUCUGAAUUCAAGACGCUCAACGUUGUUUCAUCUGAUUCAGUGCUGCGUAGACGCUGUCCAAACUAUUUUGCCAAAUGUCCCCGCGUAACAUUGAGCCGAAUAAACACAAAUCAUUCAAACAAUCAGAGUAGAAACGCUUUUGAUAUUUUUGAUGCGAAAAUACAAGGACUGGAUAACAACAAAUAUUCAGCUCCUGAAAACAUCAAAGGAAACAUCAAUGGAGACGUUUCAACGGAAACCGUGAAAUCCAACAAUACGACUCUCAAAAUACAGGAAGGAAAUUCAUCUGAAAGUGUACAAAUCAGAGAAAAUCAGAUUGCUCUUUCAAAUAAUAUUGUCACAGAACUAGAUGUCACAAAUUUAAAAUUGACAUUUAAGAAUUUAAUCAAUCAUAAAUCAUCGUCUGUAUCAGCGGGUGAUGAAAUAUCGUCAUGUGAGCAGUCAGGUGAAUCAAUGCAACCUGUAUUGAGCUCGGAUGAAGUAUCUGUAACUGAUAAAACUAAAGAUAUAGACAUGCUUUACGAUGAUAAUCAAAAUAAAAAUGCAGGUAAAGAAAAUGAUUCAUGUUUAAGUGAAAAACAAAACAACAACAAUGCGACACGUGUAUCAUCAAAUGACACGUCCUUAAGUGAAACAUAUGGGAAUUAUUCGAAAGACAAUAUCAUAAAUCAUUCGGAUAAGUUAGCAAAUUUACAGGAGGACAAACAAAGUGAAACAAAUGAAAACUGCGAACAACCUAUACUUUCCGAGAUAACAACAAACACGCCGUCUCCAACUGUACAUUCCAGUUCCCCACCAGUGUUAUUAGCAGUAGAUUCGGUUGAAACUCAAUCAAGCAUUGAAGACGUUCCUUAUAUGUGUACUAACUCUAAGGCGGAUGAGGAACUACCACAAACUGUUGCAUCAAAACUUCAAAAUAAUGAGCAAAUAUCUGAAAUCGAAUUAAAUCAGAAAGAGGUCGAUAAAGAUCUUCAAUGUACAACACUCAAUAUUUACGUAGUUGAAGAAAACAUAUCCCGAGGUCAAGAUACUAUAACCGAGGCAAUAGCGCCUUUAGAAAAAGAUUCUGAAAUAAGCAGCGUUAGAACUAAUGAUGUGUCUAGUGAAAAACCUGAAUGCAGGGUACCAGUUGUUUUAGAAAAUCAGACUGGUAGUACUUCAAAUCAAAAUCAAGAGAUAUCAGCACCACCAAAUUGUCAGUUGGAUGAACUACCGCAAAGGUCCUUACCUAAACUAUCAAAGAACGACAAGAAACAAUCAAUAAUAAAGAAAGAACACGAAGAAAUAAUAAUAAUGAGAAAACCGCUGUAUCAGCACGAUGGUUACGAUAGCGAUGCAACAAUGAUUUACGAUGAGGAAGAAGAUAAAUGUGCUAGGAUUGUAUGUAGAAAAGGUUCGGAUUUUGAUCCCCUUAAAAUCAAACAGACCCAACAACUUUUAAGACUAAAAAGUAAAAUAGAACAAUCAGCCGAAAACCGAAAUGAAAUAGUAAAAACACCAGAGACAAUGGAAUGUCUUGAGAGCCUAUACCCACCAUUCCGCGGAGAAAACCGCGAUAAUUCAGAUGAUUUAUCUAAUAAGGCGUCAUCAGACAUAGAUGAAAAUCAUCUCUUUAUUGCUGAACCGUGUGAGACUGUUGAUAACGUAAGUCGAGUUUCUAAAAUACACAACUCUGACAAGAAAAAAGACAAACAUUUUAAGCCAAUCAAUAAAAUUCGCAUUGCCUUGAAGCAAAAAGAGGAAAAACAUGAACAUUCAAAAUACCAAAUUCAAAAGAAUGAGAAACAACACAAUGGUGGUAUUAAACCUGCAGCAAACAAAUGGGAAGAAGUAAUGACCAGUUGUGAUGCUGUGAUUUUAACAGAUAUGACCAUAUCACGUGGCAUAGCAAAAAAACAUUCUGAGAAGACAAAUAAGAAAAAUAAAUCAGCAUCACCAAAAACGAAAAAAACUGAGAGGAAGAGAAAACACGAUACUCAGGAUGACAUGGUUUUGAAAAACAUAAAUAAAAUCUUUCCAAAACCGAGGCGGAAAAGGACAAAAGACGAAGAUGACCUACCAAAAAUAUUGCCCCCUAAACGUAGACGGCAAGAAAAGGGAAACCUAAUGGUGGAUUCUAAAAGUGAUAUGGACAGAAUUAAACAAGAGUUCCCUCAAUUUAAUUGGUUGGAAAAGAAAUACAAGGACCAAAAUACUACUUAUGACGACAAAAAAGAUACCAAUGUAAUAGACAUUAGUAAUAUUGAAAAGACAUUGGAAGUUUGUAACACUGAUACUGUAAAUCCUCCUGAUAAUACUCAUCAGGAUGUUUACAGAAAUCCACAAGAAACUAUCCGACAGAAUGAACAUUCCAUUCCUCCUGAAACUACCCAGCCGUAUCUACUUAAUACAGUAGUUGAAGACCACGGUGCACCUGUACUCUCAAAUAUAGAAGACAACGACCAAAAUGAUAGUUCUAGCCUAUCACUUGCAAGCAACAAUGAAAAGUCAGACAACAACUCAACGACAGAGAGUAUUCCAAAUCUUGAGUCGAAUACAGAUGUUCAGAUGACGGUCAUUGAGCAUGAAGUCGAAGAUUCUGAAGUUACACCGGUGGUGAUGAAUGAAGAUUUUGAAAAUUUUGGAGCAGAUGUAGAUACCGUUGAAGUAAAUAGCAUCACAACAACAUUAGUCCCAAGUUGCUACAUUGAAUCAGAAAUAUGCUUAGACCAUGUCAUGGAUCAGAGCACCCAAAUAAUUACUACAGAACCGAGUAAUGAUGCUGACAAAGGUUAUGAAAAAUCGAUUAACAUGGAUGACGAUGUCAUUUCUGGUUCAAUCAAUUUCAUUAUGCAAUCAGACGAAACUCCAUCAAACCUACUGAAUCAAGAUAACGAUAUAGUUUUUAAUACAAAUGAUGUUCCUGAUAGUUUAAAAGAAGUAGACCAAUCGAGUAUUUCGACUAAUAAAAUAGUUGGAACUGACAUUACAAACGGGUCCAUUAAUGAAAAUAAUUCAAAUAAGGGAGAAGCUAUGCAACAACUAGAACCAACCAUUCCUACCACUACUGCCGUUAUAUCAACAGGUGUAUUAGGCGUUACUAAAAACACAAAUAGCACAACUUCAAUAGCUACAAAUUGCAAUGAGGGAUUGACAGAAAAUUCCAGGAAUUUAUCAAAUGAACCUUCGAGUCAUUUAUUAUUAUCUGCUCAAAUACCGACAGACCUAAAUACCGAGUCCUCUUGUAUAUCAACAUGCCAGUCAAUGGAAACUGUAGCAUCAAGGUAUUCACCUUCAGUUGAUAGCAAUCAACCACAAGAACGCAUUCCAGACAAUAUUGCUUCACAAGAACCUGUUACCAAAAAGCAGCGAACAAAUGAAAUAACAUCUCCAAAAACAAACGAUUAUCAUAAGAAUAUUCCUCCGUUGGUUCCAGUGUCCUCUGUUUCUAAAACAAAUAGACCGUUGUUUAGUAAAUCACGCUUAUUAGGACCAGAAGUGGAAGCAACAUAUAAUGAUAUCAAACAGUUGAAACAUGAACUUGAAAUGAGAAAUCGCGAAGCAGGACAAAUGAUGCUGUUACUGAAGGAAAAAGAAGAAAUGUUGCGUAAUUUGCUCUUAUCAUCUCCUCUUGGGCCAAAUAAACGUCCAACACCUGCUACUGGAAUGAAUCUAACGAACCGUGGUAAUGUGUCUAGUAAUGAUGCACAAUUACAAGUAAUACAAAACAAUUGCAAAGCUGCGGCGUCAAAAGUGUUUACUUCAUAUGGUCAAAAGAAUAAAGUUCCACCUCCUGCGCAUUCGUGUAAAAGAGAAGACACGAAAGAAAUACUAAGGACGCUUGAGAUCAAUUCGAGAACAGUUCCUAAUAACCUUCGACCGACCGGCCCUUUUUCUUCUCGACAACGUCCAUUGUCACCUCCAACUCGAUUUAAAGGAGCUUCUAUGUCUGGCCCGUUAACGGCUGCACAUGCACAAAAACCGUUUGAGGUACCAGGAAAAUUAAUAACUGUAAAGAAUGAGAGGUCAAAAAGUCAAGGUAGUGAAGUCGUUAGCAUAUCUGAUAUCAGUACUUCAAGAGCUCUAUCAGCUCCUGCUAGAGAUAGUCAUCUAGGUUCCCCCAUAAAUUUGCAACAGCAAUUUGGCAAACCUUGUAAUUUAACCACGAAUACCCCCAUACAGUCAAGUUUUCAAUCAGCUGUGUCUCCUACACAAGUGCAGCAGCACAUAGUUGCUACUCCUCAGACUAGACCUCAGCAUAUAAAUAGCAGCAUACCAGCCACUAAGCAGACAAAAGCGGUGGCCAAAUGUAGUAAAAUUACUGAAAAUGCCAUACAACAAGAAUUGGGUGAAGCUAUAAGACGUCGUCAAAAACAGGAACGAUUAGAACAGGAUUAUCAGCAGUUCAAAAUAGCAAAACCAACAAUGAUGAAUAAUUCGCAAAAACCAAAUAGCAUACCGAAACCUUCUUUUGCAGAUACUACUAACUUUGAAAUGCACAAGAACAAACUUAUGUUAGAAAAUGGUCCAGGAAUAGUUCCUGCAGCUCGACCAAGCAUGCACACUCUUUCAAAAACAGGAAAUCCUCCACAAUAUCCAAGCGGUCAAUUGUUAACUGUACUACAGAGAUCUCCACAUCCUGGGGAAGUCAAUGCCCGACCUAAUAAUCCUGUAUCAUCCACAAGACCAUCUAUAAAUCCUGCUCACCUACCACAUAGUGUUCGGCUAAUCGGUGCAGCUACAGUGCCAUCAAAUCAAGUAAUCAGAGGCAAUGAUCCAAGAAGAACUAUUCCAAAUAUAUAUCAAACACCACAGAUGCAUUAUCAGCAUUCCCCGGUCGCUGUAUCAAAUAAUGCACCGAGAGUUCAGAAUAUCCAUAUGCAGCCUGGAAUGCUUCCUCAAAAUCCGAUGUCCCAACGACCGUAUCACGAAGGUCCGAAAUCAUUUCAUUCCCCGCCAGCACAGUUCCAGACAGCACAACAUAUACAAAACCAACAAAUAUUAGUUCCUGUUUCUGCACAUCAACAAAUGGUACAUCAACCACCAGGGUCUGCUGCAAGAUUUCAACAGGGCGCAAUGCAAGAAAAUGGAUACCCAAAAAGACGACUUGCGCAUAUCCUACCGAAACCGAAUCCAUCUCCAAAGGCAAAAGUACAACAAAUAAUUCAGCAGCAGCAACAACAGAUACAACAGCAACAACAGCAACACCAGCAGCAGCUACAGCAGGAAAAUUGCGGUCCAGACAUGUCGAAUACCAAGGCCCAAGGGAUGAUAUCCAAUUCACAACAAGUAGUCCACGGCAGCGGUAUGCCACAACAGGGAAAUUGCGGUCCGGACAUGUCGAAUACCAAGGCCCAAGGGAUGAUAUCCAAUUCACAACAAGUAGUCCACGGCAGCGGUAUGCCACAACAGGAAGCAGGUUCCAAGGCCCAACAUAUUUUUGGUAACUGCAUAAUGUGUGGAAAGUUUAGUUUGUACCUCUGUUCAACAUGCCAGAGCAUUUGGUAUUGCUCCCAACAAUGCCAGCUAAAACACUGGACUACACAUCAACAUGAAUGUAAAUACACAACAACGAAAUGACAUUUAACGUUAUAAGUAUUCAUGUAAAUAUCCUUCAUCGAAAUUUGUGCCAUUUUUUAUAAUGUGUGUUCUAUUCAUAUAUCUUUUUUACAUGUUUUAAUUGUACAUAUAUAUUUUUCUACAAACCGCGUUUAAUACAUGUAAUAAUUAUUAUGCAUAUGUUUUCCAAGAACGUAUGAUUACAUUCCUAUGCAAUGCGAAUGUUAAGGAUGUUCUUAGAUGAGGUUUUGGAAUUUGUGUCAGAUUAUCGAGUUCUUUGGUGUUUUUCCUUACGAUACAAGGUAACAUAUCUUGCCCCAAAACACCUUUACAUCUUUAAAUAUAAGACUAAAUAUAAGGUCAUUUGACAACAUUGAAGUAGACUCCUAAUUGUUUUUCUCUUGAUUUUAGACCCAAAUAAUACCAAUGUAGAUAUAAGUUAAAAGUCUGAGUUACCCAUGUUAGCCUUUUACCGCAUUAUUUUAAAAGUGAAAUGUCCCGUAAAGGAGCUCCAUGUAUUAUCAACAUUUUUAACUUAUUUUGCUUCUUUAAAAAUACUUUUCCAACUUAAAGUAUCAAUUUUAAAUUCUUGAUUUAUCUAAUUUCACCAAACAUUACCUUACUACAUCCUUAAAGCAGAAAUGGUUGUUAAUAAUAUUUUGUCUAUAAUCUCAUUCCUUCAUUUUGUGAUCAUGUUUAUCAUUUAACAUCAGUUAAAUAACUUUUUCGGGUAAUAAUUGUAAGAUACUAUACUUAAAUUCAACUAUCACUGCCAUGUAUAUACUUGUAUACUUGAUUUGUGUUAUAGUAGUAACUCACGCUGUGCUAAUUGGAAUAUAAAAUAUACCAGAAAAGCGAAUUCAAAUCAAACAAAUUAGAGAAAGGACUGUUAUUCAUUGAAUUCAUACAUGUUUUUGUAAAUAAAAAUAUGUUAUUACUUACAUACACUUAAUGACACAAAUAAACCGUUCAGUAGAGUUAUACUUACAAUUUCAAAGAAGAGAGAGGUGCAUUUGGCAUUACUGAAUAUAUUAGUCGAGCUUAAAAUUGCAACUCCCUUCAUGAAAGUUUAGAUUUAAGUUCUGUUAAGAUCGUUUUACUUUGAUGUCUCAAAAUGUUUUAUUCCUUAAACUUCUACUCGCUUCGAGCUUAACAUUAGUUUCAAAAUGUUUCAUUAUCAACGCUUUUAUGUGUUUGGUCUCAUGUGUGAAAGCUGGUAAAGUUUGUAUUAUAAUGUUAUAUUGUUUAAACGAAGAGUUUUUUCCAAUUAUAUUAUGAAAGUAUCUAUUGGUUUUGAUUUUAAACGUUUGAACCUUGGACAUUUUUAAAGAGUCGGUAAGUGUCGAAAAGCACAGGGAGUGUCAUAAGAUUGUUACCAUUCAUAAAAUUAUUAUUCGAAAGAUAACAUUUCUAUACCAUUCACAGUCCAUAAAUAAGUAUUUCAUAGUGAACGCUCUAGACUAAUAUACAUUGCAGUACUUAAAGAAGAUACAAUCUAAUCAGCAGACAGUAUAUCAAACAAUGUCAGCAAUAUUUACUGGAAACCUAGGAGACCAGCUGAAAGUCACUAAUUAUUAAAAUGUCACAUAGUGUUUAUACAUUAAUACUGUCAGCAAUUAAAAUGUACAGGGUUCUAUGUUUUAUCGAGUUUGUGUCUAAGGUAAAUGUCCAGUGUCUUGUGUUGUCGUCAUUUUCGUAUUACUCUUUACAUGUAGUUGGAAUAUAAAUUUUAUAUUGCGUAAAUCCAGAACCAUAUAAUUCGUUAUAUUAUCCGUUUUGAAGACAGCUUCAUGUUUUGAAGAUUUUGAUUAUUCUAUGACAUGUCCAGGAUUUUUUUUAUGUCAGCUUCUUGUUUUGUCUCAAUUUUCGUAUUUUGUGCUUAGUGUUAAUAUUUUGUAUAUAUAUUAAUAUUUCAUAUGAUCUAACAACAUCAGUGCUUACUAAAGUUCAUGUCAUACGGUUCCAAAAGCAUGAUAUUGACAUUUCAUUUUGGUUUAAGGGAUACCAGAAGAUAAACAAUUAAACGCGAUAUUUACGUUUUCCGUUUUUCACUUCAAGGACAUCUUUUUCAUUUUGUUAAGCUACAUAGAUAUUGUAGCAUGACAUUUGAGUGAAUGCAGUUUAAAAAUGUCUGUUCUGUCACCAACAAACAAUGUUUACAAAUAAUAUAAGAUGUCUGUUAACUGUCACUGACUUUUGAUUGAAGUGUUAUACGACUAUUCAAAUAUUAACAAAGUGUAUGACAAAGAAGACAUGUAGGUGCGUACAUGUUUGCAAUUAAACGUUUAAAAGGGUGGGGUGUAUGUUUUGCUUUUGUUCUCUCGCAAGAAUAAACUCUUCGCAGACUUUUUUCAUUGAUUGUCGAGAAAAAAUGAUAUUUUUUUUUUAAACAAAUGACAAACUGAUUAAUGGUUAUGUUUUAAUAAUGAUAAUUUUCAAUAACUAGAUUGUUUAAUUACUAUUAUUUGGUUUUCUUUUUGUGUAUUUUUUUUUUAAUUUUUCACAUUUGUCAUAUGAUGAAAAUUUAUACAAUUUUAAAAUGUAAAUCAAUCUGUUUACUUGUUAUUUCUAUAGAAUAUAUAUAUACGAGUUUUAUUAACCCGGGAACAGGAAAAUAAUUUAAAUGGUCGACAAAAGUAUGCAAAAAUAACUUCUAUUUUUGUAUGAAUCAAGUGCUGUAAACAUAUUUUAAUCCAAUCGUUUCCAUAAUUGUUUUGUUGAAACAUGUGGUUUUAUCACAUAAUGUUUCUUAUCCAUUUAUUUUGAAAUCAAACAGUUUGUAUUCCUCAAUCUUUAUAAAUAUCUCUGUAGUUCGUUAAAAAAGUUGUUUGUGUUUUCUAAUAAUAUUUUAUUUAUUCAAAGCAUAGUACAUACUACCAUUGUGUUUUCGAGUCCCAUUAACAUAAAAAUCAUUCACAUAUUGUUAAUUUCCAUGAAAACAUUCCUGUUCAUUAUUGUGCCAAAUAUCAAAAUUCAGUUUAUCAUGACAUGUAGCAAACUUAUGUUUUCUCAGAAAAGGGCAUUAUUUUUAUUUGAAUUUUCGAGGUCAACAUAUUUAUUUCGUCUAACGAAAUGCUUAUUAUUUUAUGUAGAUUUUGUAAAUGAUACGCAAAUAAACCAAUUGUAUAUGC